Molecule: messenger RNA, 1600 nt
Organism: Coffea eugenioides
Lineage: Eukaryota; Viridiplantae; Streptophyta; Magnoliopsida; Gentianales; Rubiaceae
Product: heptahelical transmembrane protein 2-like
Exons: 4
Coding region: 126-1220 (364 amino acids)
Biological process (GO): response to hormone
Cellular component (GO): membrane
Molecular function (GO): signaling receptor activity
Source: RefSeq, a predicted model, not a curated record
AAUACUCCUAUGUCCAUUUCUCUUCACUUCUCUUUAUACAGAGAGAGAAAAGUAUAGCCACCUGAGAUUUCCGGCGACAACCUCGCCGGAAAAAGCAAAAGAAGGCAAUCAGUAUUCGGGCGAAGAUGAAGCAGAGGACCAGGACAACCGGAAAUGCUGAUGCUAGUGCUCAUGGAGUUGAAUCGGUCCAUUCGGACCGGAACAACAAAAGAGCAACAAAGAAGAUGAAAUUCCAGCAAAAAUUGUUGAAAUUCGAGUCCUUACCUGAUUACAUGCAGGAUAAUGAAUUCAUCAGAGACCAUUACCGCUGCGAGUGGCCGUUAAAAUACGUCGUUUUGAGCGUCUUCUCCGUCCACAAUGAAACUCUGAAUAUCUGGACGCAUUUGGUUGGUUUCGCGAUAUUCUUGUGGUUGACGGCGAUGAGCUUGACGAAAAAAGCGACGGUGGAGAAUUUGGUCGGAAGAUUCUUCAGUAGGCCGGGGACUGAUGGACCGUUGAUGAUGAUGAUGAACAAGACAAUCAACGGCUCUGAUGCUUUUUUCCUAGAAUCAUAUCUAAGGCACAUUCCUAAACCAUCAAUCUUACAUGUGAAUGGAGAUUCUGAUGUUAUCCCCAAAUGGCCUUGGUUUGUGCUCUUAGGAGGGGCUAUGUGCUGCAUGAUAUGUAGCUCUCUUGCCCAUCUAUUUGCUUGCCACUCCAGACGUUUCUAUCUCUUCUUCUGGCGCCUUGAUUAUGCUGGCAUUUCCUUGAUGAUAAUCUGCUCCUUCUUUGCCCCUAUAUACUAUGCUUUCUCAUGUCACCCUUAUUGGCGUCUUUUUUACCUGGCCUCAAUUACUGGCUUUGGUAGCCUUGCCGUGGUCACCCUCUUUGCCCCUGCUCUAUCCUCUGGUCGUUUCCGUUCCUUCAGGGCAAACAUUUUCCUCGCCAUGGGUUUCUCAGGAGUGAUACCAGCAGCACAUGCCGUCAUUCUUUAUUGGCAUAACAGCCCACACAUACUAGUAGCUCUUGGAUAUGAGAUUGUAAUGGGCUUUCUAUAUGCUGCUGGAGCAGGAUUUUACACGAGUAGGAUACCGGAGAGAUGGAGGCCAGGUGCAUUUGAUAUUGUGGGGCAGAGCCACCAAAUCUUCCAUGUGUUGGUUGUUGUUGCUGCUCUUGCCCAUAGCGCUGCCACUCUUGUAAUAAUGGAUUUGCGUGGAGGGUUACCAGCCUGUGAUGGUUGAAGCGUAUGGUUAGCUAGAUGCAGCAGUGCUGUGAAUCUUCGAAUGGAUUUUAUAUAUGUUGCAUUCUUUUCACGGUUCACGCCUUCAUGAAAGAUAUGAUGAGGUGAAUGCUGUUGCAGCUUUUGUUUUAAGGUGGUGGUCGUGGGUGUAAGAGUAAGAUUAGAACCAUAUUCUAUUGGAUUGUACCAUUGAUCCUUGUUGAAGAGGAUUCACAUCUGGUCUGGAGGAGGCUUCUUGCAAGACCUUCAUUUCUUUUUCCCCUUUCCUUUGAAGGGGACAUAGGUCAGUCAUUUUAGGAUUUUAAUGACACAAUUGUCUUACAAUAAGGUGGACCAUAUUGAAAAUCAACCCGAAUCAAAAGGUGCCAUCAUUCAAUUAUA